AUGUUAAAAAAUGAAGGUUUACUUUCUGAAGAAAUGUCUCAAAAAUCCUUUAAUCAUAACUAUCAUGAAGAACGUCUUGUAGGCAAAUUUGCCUGCAAAUUGCCACAAGCGAUAUGUGAUGCGAUAUGUGAUAUGUGA
Racocetra persica is the source of this 138-nucleotide messenger RNA. NCBI's taxonomy places the organism in Eukaryota, Fungi, Glomeromycota, Glomeromycetes, Diversisporales, Gigasporaceae. The record is from the annotation of a GenBank genome assembly.